CCGGAUGUAGAACAGUACUGUGAAAUUCAUUGUAACACAUCAAAUAAAGGGCUGUCUUUAGAUUUCCAUCUACAUAUCAAAGUGUUUGUACUGGGAGAAGGCAGAAAGGAAUGGAGGAGAUUUAUACCCAAGGCGUCUGGAUGGCCGAAGGUCUCCAGCAGAGGACGAAGACUCAGGAGAAAUUCUGGCUUACGGUCACUCAUAUGGGAGACCCUAAAGCAGCCUUUUUGCUCGUCUUUCCUUUUACUUAUUUCAUCAACAGGAGAGCUGGGGUAGCGGUGCUUUGGACGGCAGCUAUAUCGGAGUGGUUAAACUUAGUGUUCAAAUGGUUGCUGUUUGGAGAGAGGCCAUUCUGGUGGAUCGGUGAAUCGCGUCUUUUUGUCAACAAGCAACCGAAAAUUCACCAGUUUCCGUCCACCUGUGAAACAGGCCCAGGCAGUCCGUCUGGACAUGCGAUGGUGACAGCAGCAGUCUGGUGGGUCGUUGUGUCCUCGCUGGGGUCCUUUCUGUACUCCCGUACUCACAGCGUUCUGUUAUCAGCUGCUCCCUACGUCCUUUAUGUGGUGAUGCUUGUUGCAGUUGGAAUCUCCAGGAUUUUUAUCCUCGCACACUUUCCUCAUCAGGUCGUUGCUGGCUCCAUUACAGGUUUCAUUCUGGGGAUUGUCCUGAGCUGCAGAGUACCAGAAGGUCGCCCCCUGCUGUUUUUCUUUAGUUUAAGCUUUGGGCUGCUGUUCGGAGCUCUGAUGCUCCAUGCUGGAUUAAAGCAGCUGGGAAUUGACCUCUCUUGGUCUAUUGCUUUGGCCAAGAAAUGGUGCAGCCAUGCAGAAUGGAUUCGUUUGGACACAGCCCCAUUCUCCUCUCUCACCCGAGACUGUGGGGCCCUGUUGGGUUUGGGGCUGGCACAGUACUGGAAGCCUGGUGGAUGGUCUCUACCUUGGGCUCCCAGAGCUUUGUCUAUGGCUGUAUCAUCCAUGGGUCUUUACCACGUGAAUCGUCUACCGCUCCCGGUCCGACCACAGGGCCUUUUCUACAGCCUGUUCUUUGUCAAAUUCGUCCUAGUGCCUCUGAUCGUUAUGGUACUUGUGCCUGGGCUGGUACACCUGUUAACAUUCAAAAAAAAGAAAGACUAGAAGA
Molecule: messenger RNA, 1134 nt
Organism: Pelmatolapia mariae (spotted tilapia)
Lineage: Eukaryota; Metazoa; Chordata; Actinopteri; Cichliformes; Cichlidae
Gene: g6pc3
Product: glucose-6-phosphatase catalytic subunit 3
Exons: 6
Coding region: 111-1130 (339 amino acids)
Biological process (GO): glucose 6-phosphate metabolic process; gluconeogenesis
Cellular component (GO): membrane
Molecular function (GO): glucose-6-phosphatase activity
Source: RefSeq, a predicted model, not a curated record